GGUCGUAAGAGUUUACAGUCACAGUAAGAGUUAAUUCAGCAGUGGGGGGUUUUGAUCUCCUUGGCGUCUCGUCAGAAGCUCGUCUACUUCCUGAAAUGUUACUUUCUUUCAGUUUUCGUUUUGGUGCUGCUCAAACCACAGCAGCUUCAGCCUUAUUGCAUGAAGCAUGGCUGUGCAAUUCACCACCACCAACAUGAGGAAAGCGGAGGAAACGGUUCAGUCGCUCAGUGAGGCCAUCAAUACGGGAGACAAAGCCGAGGCCAUCCGAUGUGUAGAGCAGCUCCUUACGCUGAACGUGCCUGUGUGUAUGCGACUUACUCCGGAGGCCUAUUCCCAAGAGUGCAUCAGGUUGAGAGUUGGUGUUGAAGAUGCGCUGUCUGACGCCUACAUCACGAUGCUGGUGACUCCUGGCAUGACGAUCUCAGAGCUGAAACAGAAGGUUAGCCGAGACUAUGGCUUCCACCCGUCACUACAGUGCUGGAUCAUAGGGAAGCGUUUUGCUAAGGAUGGAGACACCCUGUUCAGCCACAACGUGACCUGUGAUGAUGAUCAGGCAUUUCUUUUCAUCAGGUCUGCCCAUUCUGCCAAUCUAAGCCAUGAACAGCAGAAACAAGAGGAGCAGAACAGGAAGAUAGGCGGUAUAAUUGAGAACAUUGAGGUGCUCAGUAGAGGUGCAGCAGAGUUGGGAGCACGACGCAAACGACCUCAAACACCUCCUGAACAAAAAACUCCCCGAAAGCCUCCUCCUAAACCAGUGAUAGGAUGGUCGUGUUUGCAGUGCACGUAUAUGAACAAACCCACACGGCCAGGGUGCGCAAUGUGCAGUGCUGAGAGACCAGAAAACUAUCAAAUACCAGAUAUAUACCAACCAGAUGAAGAGGAAACGCGCAGAAUUCAGCAAGAAGAGCUGGCCAGUCUACAGUACCAACAGUCCAUCAGAGAGGAGCGAGAGAAGAAUUUCCUCAGUCUGCUGGAGACCGACAAUCACGACCUUGUUAGUAACACAGAGGAGAUUUGCUGUCCCAUCUGCUGCGAGGAGGUCGUGGCAGGAGAGGGCGUCACUCUCCGAGAGUGCCUUCACAGCUUCUGCAGAGAAUGUGUGAAGAUGACCAUUCUGAACUGUGUGGAUGCAGAAGUGACGUGUCCUUAUGCAGAUGGGGAGUACUCCUGUGACUGCAAGCUUCUGGACCGAGAGAUUAAAACACUCCUGUCACCUGACGAGUGCCAGAAGUUUUUGGAGUUGAGGCUGAAUAUUGCCGAGUCACGCAGUGAGAACAGUUACCACUGUAAAACCCCGGACUGCCCCGGCUGGUGCAUAUUUGAAGACGAUGUCAACGAGUUUGCCUGCGACAUCUGCAAUGAAACCAAUUGCCUCCUCUGCAAGGCCGUUCACAAAGACAUGAACUGUAAAGACUACCAAGAUGACCUUCGCCUCAGGGCAGAGAACGAUGCUGCAGCCAAACGAACCACAGAGAUACUCGAGAUGAUGUUGCAGAAUGGUGAAGCCAUGUACUGUCCUAAAUGCAAAGUGAUCAUCCAGAAGAAAGACGGUUGUGACUGGAUCUGCUGCCUCAUGUGUAAGACGGAGAUCUGUUGGGUGACCAAACAGGCCAGAUGGGGUCCUCAGGGUAAUGGAGACGUCUCGGGUGGAUGUAAAUGUCGCAUCAACGGUGCCCCUUGUCACCCAAAUUGUCAAAACUGUCACUGAUCACAAAUCUACCUAAUCUGUGAUGGCACAUCAUAUUUUCACUAACACUCUGGAGUAAGGAAGUAACCUCUUCUGUCACUAGCAGACUGAUGCUAUUGUUCCAUAAGCAUGUAUCCAUAACACAAUCAGUUUAAUCAGUGGAAUUACGAAUCAUCAGUUGGGUAUGUGAUCACCUUUAUAUGAACUGUUUACAAAAAAAAAGGAUCAUUUUCGUUAUAGGGGUUUGUUAUUUGUAUAUAUUGAUGACCAAUUUUUUUUUAUCUUGGGUAAUGACCAAAGCAGAUGUUGCACAUUAAGCAUCAUAGCACUAAGAACAUUAGGUGGAUGAGAGAAUAUUUGUAGCAUUUCUGCGUUGUAGCUCUCCUCUAUCGUACAAGAUAGAACAUGCUUCCGUCGUGACACACGAAGCCAGAACUGCAUCUUUUCUAACUUCUGUGUCACAGGGCACACUACAGACGUCCAUAAUUAGCUAAUGUCACUGUGAUUGACGGGUUGAAAAAUGGAAUAUCAUCCCUCCCACCCAGCGAGCAUGGCCAAUUUUGCUUUCUUUACUCCUGGUCACGGAUGGCUAUGGCAUCAUGAGGAUUAAAACUCGUUAUCUCCUGAUAAUGGGGUGCCACUUGGGAGCUUUACAUAUUAAACCUCGUGCAUUAUUCUAUGUCAUUUAGUUCUUAUACAGGUGCAUAUGAAGUUAGCCUUCAAAUAAAGUUACCCCCUAAAAAUUCUACAGUUAGCCGUUAAAGGUAAACAUACAGUACGUAUCCAACAUGUUAAUGGUGCAUUAAUAAUAUGUGUAAAUUAUGAGACAUGAAUGGAAAAAAUGUGCAUUGUGUGUAUACAUGGAUCUUUCAUAACAUUUGCAAUAAUAAUCACUUGUGAAAUAUU
Molecule: messenger RNA, 2593 nt
Organism: Ictalurus punctatus (channel catfish)
Lineage: Eukaryota; Metazoa; Chordata; Actinopteri; Siluriformes; Ictaluridae
Gene: rbck1
Product: RanBP-type and C3HC4-type zinc finger containing 1
Exons: 13
Coding region: 167-1708 (513 amino acids)
Biological process (GO): positive regulation of canonical NF-kappaB signal transduction; protein linear polyubiquitination; proteasome-mediated ubiquitin-dependent protein catabolic process
Cellular component (GO): LUBAC complex
Molecular function (GO): ubiquitin binding; metal ion binding; ubiquitin-protein transferase activity
Source: RefSeq, a predicted model, not a curated record